AUGUCGAGCCCCUCUACAUCCGGAGGAACUUCGCACACCCAUCCGACAAGCGUCACCACUCCCGACGGAUAUCAAACUUCCAAAAAUGCAUGGCGUCCUUCAUAUCACUUGAUGCCGCGAAGUGGUUGGAUGAAUGAUCCCUGUGCUCCGGGGUACGAUCCGGCCACUGGCACAUACCAUAUCUCCUUUCAGUGGAAUCCCAAUGGCCCUGACUGGGGUGAUAUCUGCUGGGGCACUGCUGUUUCUACGGAUAUGAUAUCUUGGAAAAUCCAAGAAAACCCCAUUCUAUUACCAGACACGCACUAUGAUGCCAAAGGGGUUUUCACCGGUUGCUUUUUGAAAGGACACGACGGUUCCUUCAACUAUAUUUACACAAGUGUCAGCGCACUCCCCAUCCACCAUACUAUUCCUCAUGUGCGUGGAUGUGAAACAUUAAGCAUGGCAACGUCUCUUGAUGAUGGGCGCACGUGGGAGAAGAAUACCAGAAAUCCUAUCCUGCCAGGCGAGCCACCCGGUCUUGAUGUCACUGGCUGGCGUGAUCCCUUCUGCGCUCGCUGGGAGAACAUGAGCACAGUCCUGGGAAUGGACUCGCAAACUUUGCUCGGAAUAAUAUCAGGCGGUAUAAGGGAUGUGACACCAACCAGCUUUCUCUACAAAGUCAACGCAGAGGAUCCGUCGGAUUGGUCCUACCUUGGUCCUCUGGCGAACUUCGGUCUCAAUCUUAGACCAUCAAGGUGGUCCGGGGAUCUUGGGCGAAACUGGGAAGUCACCAAUUUUCUACCAAUAAAGGACCCGGAAACUCCCUCCUUGAACCACGACUUCCUCAUCAUGGGGACCGAAGGUUGCUUAGAGGACGCGAAUGGGUCACCUGUAACCGCAGGCCCAUCUCGUCCAAGUCGAGGUCAGCUCUGGAUGUCUGGGACUAUUCAGAAGCAACCUGGCUCCGGUGUUGCUCAAAUCUCUUAUGACUAUGGAGGUCACCUCGACCACGGAUGCAUGUACGCUGCCAACUCGUUUUUCGACCCAAAGAUCCAAAAGCAUGUUGUCUGGGGCUGGAUCACAGAAGAGGAUCUGUGUGAUGAACUGCGUCACCAGCAGGGCUGGAGUGGCAUGCUUUCAAUGCCACGCCAGAUUGAGAUGCAGACUUUGAAAAACGUGGUGAAGGCUCUCUCGUCCGAUCUCUCGUCUAUCACAUCCGUCAAACUGAGCCCCGAGGGUGGUGACAGGUUUACAGUUCAGACGCUCUCCACCCAACCAUACCAACCAUUGAUUGAAAGUCUCCGCGUGGGUUCAAGGCUAUCCAAACUCGCUCCCUCCAUACUCUCGUCCCAUGGAAACGAUGUCGCAUACCCACCAGAAGCCAGCCAAAGCAAACAGUGGGAGCUCCAAUGCUCUUUCAAACUGUCCACAUCCUGUACUGCUGUCGGCGUUUCAAUUGGACACACGCAAGACUUUGGUGAAUCCACCACCAUGACUUUUGACCCCCGGCUCGAGACAUUCACGAUCUCCCGCCCAUCGCUGGGCUUGCCACACGCGUCCUUGUUGAUCAACAGCUCCCCCGAAUCCGCUCCCCAUACCCUGUUUACCACCCACAACCCCGAAACGAAUGAAUUAACGACGGAGACGCUUGAUAUUAGGGCGUGGAGGGAUAACUCGGUUCUUGAAGUUUUCGUGAAUGGUCGCACGGCAAUCUCUACCCGUCUCUAUGCUGGUAGAGACACAUUUGGAAUUCGAUUUUUUGCGACUUCUGAUAUAGAAAAUGCAGGAAUCUCUGGUCAUACAAGAUUAGAGAGUGCGAUGCUGUGGGAUGGGAUUGGUGUUUAG
This is a messenger RNA of Penicillium brevicompactum, 1824 nucleotides long. Its product is annotated as glycoside hydrolase family 32 protein. The transcript has 2 exons. Gene Ontology annotation, molecular function: sucrose alpha-glucosidase activity. The coding region runs from base 1 to 1824 and encodes 607 amino acids. Gene Ontology annotation, biological process: sucrose catabolic process. NCBI's taxonomy places the organism in Eukaryota, Fungi, Ascomycota, Eurotiomycetes, Eurotiales, Aspergillaceae. The record is from RefSeq and is a predicted model, not a curated record.